Paramuricea clavata is the source of this 1168-nucleotide messenger RNA. The record is from the annotation of a GenBank genome assembly. Lineage: Eukaryota; Metazoa; Cnidaria; Anthozoa; Malacalcyonacea; Plexauridae.
AUGACACACUUACCAUCAACUUCAGAUACAUAUUAUGUGCUUCAGGACAGAACUGAAGACGCAAUUAAUGCGUAUAAAUUUAAAAGAUCGGUAAAGGGUGAGGCAAGUCGACGAAUAAGAUCAGUCUAUGUCACCAAACCGGAAGCACACAAUGUCAUGUGGCAGAAGUUAGAAAGCUUCUACGAAGAUGUUGGUGCAAGUGUACAAGCUGCACUAGAAGAUUUACAUAAGAUUAAAGCCGUACCGACAGAUGAUUACAAAGGCUUGGUAGAACUUGUAGACGAAGUAGAAUCAGCGUAUAGUCAAUUGGAAGAGUUGGGAAACCUAAAUGUUUUGACGUUGAGAGAUGUUGAUUUAAUCACCGAACUGCUACCAUGUUAUUUGAAAGUAGAAUGGCGAAGAAGAUAUAGGGACAUCACGGCCACUGAAAAGAUACACCCUUUCAUCCCUUUAAUGCAUUUCCUCGAAGGCGAACGAGAAGCAGUCUCUCGAAUAGCCGAGUACCAGCCAAAGGGAAGGAGAAAUGAAUGAGCGAAGAAAGCAACAUGUACAAGGUUAUCAUGCAGGAAAGCAAUCCUCCAAGAAGUAUUACAAGUGUGCCUAUCCAUCUCACAGAAAGGACAGUAUCAGUCAUACCACAUCAGAAUGCAAAGAGUUUCAGAAAUUACCGGUUAGCGGGAAAGAAGGAAAGUAUGAACUCUUAAAACAAAUUGAUGCUUGUUUCAAAUGCUUUGGAAACCAUAGAAGGCUAGACUGUCCCAAGAAAGUUCCCUGUCCAUGUGGAAGUGGUCAACAUCAUCAGUUACUCUGUGAAUCCAAGCGUCCAGAAGAAAAUAAGGGUACAGGUUUCGCACAGAAAGAAACCCACGUUUCUCGAUCGGAUUCAUUAUCCCUGUAUCCCAUCUACCAAACAGCAGUCUGUGGAAGCAACAAAACUGUAUCUGUUUUCUGUGAUGGAGGAUCAAAUGCCACCUACAUAACCCACUGGGCAGCUGAAAGAAUAAAAGCCAAGAAACUUGGAAAGAUCACCCUUGACGUAACCACCAUGGGAAAUGUUGAACAGACGUACCACACCCAGCAGUAUGAAUUCACCUUGCAGACAAACUCGGGUAAGAAGGUAAUCAUCACAGCUUUAAUAUGGAAUGGAAAGAAUUACUGGCCCAGUUAG